Messenger RNA from Marmota flaviventris (yellow-bellied marmot), 3618 nucleotides. RefSeq names its product par-3 family cell polarity regulator beta (gene Pard3b). Gene Ontology annotation, molecular function: protein binding; phosphatidylinositol binding. NCBI's taxonomy places the organism in Eukaryota, Metazoa, Chordata, Mammalia, Rodentia, Sciuridae. Gene Ontology annotation, cellular component: apical plasma membrane; cell cortex; apical junction complex. Gene Ontology annotation, biological process: establishment of cell polarity; intracellular protein localization; cell adhesion. The record is from RefSeq and is a predicted model, not a curated record.
AUGAAAGUAACUGUGUGCUUCGGCAGGACGGGCAUCGUGGUGCCCUGCAAAGAGGGCCAGCUGCGCGUCCGGGAGCUCACCCAGCAGGCGCUGCAGCGGUACCUGAAGACCCGGGAAAAGGAUCCUGGUUACUGGGUGAAGAUUCAUCACUUAGAAUACACAGAUGGAGGUAUCCUGGAUCCAGAUGAUGUCUUGGCAGAUGUUGUUGAAGACAAAGAUAAGCUGAUUGCUGUGUUUGAUGAACAAGAACCCCUCCACAAGUUUGAGAGCCCCAGCGGAAACCCUGCAGAUCGGCAGAGCCCGGAUGCUUUUGAGACAGAAGUGGCUGCCCAACUGGCUGCGUUUAAACCAAUUGGUGGGGAAAUUGAAGUAACCCCUUCUGCUCUGAAAUUAGGCACUCCACUGCUGGUGAGGAGAAGCAGUGACCCAGCUCCAGGGCCACCUGCUGAUGCCCAGCCAAGCUCUUCACACCCCAGUGGCCAGAGUCUGAAACCUGUUGUUUUAGAUUCCACGCAGAACUUAGAAGACAGAGAAGUUAUGAAUGGUGUGCAGACAGAACUACUAACAUCGCCAAAAAUUAAGGGUGCACUGAGUGAUAUGACAAGAACGGUGGAGAUUUCUGGGGAAGGAGGCCCCUUGGGAAUACAUGUGGUGCCCUUCUUUUCAUCUCUGAGUGGAAGGAUCCUAGGACUCUUCAUCCGAGGCAUUGAAGAAAACAGCAGGUGCAAACGGGAGGGACUCUUUCACGAAAAUGAAUGUAUUGUAAAAAUCAACAAUGUGGAUCUGGUAGACAAAACUUUUGCUCAGGCACAAGAUGUCUUCCGCCAGGCAAUGAAAUCCCCAGAUGUGCUCCUCCACGUGCUUCCACCUCAAAACCGUGAGCAGUAUGAAAAAUCAGUCAUUGGACCUCUUAACAUUUUUAGUAGCAAUGAUGGAGUUUUGAGAACAAAAGCACCUCCUCCUGUCCAUGGGAAAUCUGGAGUAAAGACAGUAAAUCUCACUGGAACAAAUAGUCCUGAAGCAGAUGCAUCACCUUCUCUGCAACAAAACAAGAGUCCCCGAGUACCAAGACUAGGGAGAAAAUCUUCAUCUCCCUCGCUCUCCCCUCUCAUGGGGUUUGGCAGCAAGAAAAAUGCAAAGAAAAUUAAGAUUGACCUAAAGAAAGGCCCUGAAGGACUUGGUUUCACUGUGGUUACCAGAGAUUCUUCCAUACAUGGUCCUGGUCCCAUUUUCGUAAAAAAUAUUUUGCCAAAGGGAGCAGCAAUAAAAGAUGGCCGGCUACAGUCAGGAGACAGAAUUUUGGAGGUAAAUGGCAGAGAUGUCACUGGACGAACUCAGGAAGAGCUUGUGGCUAUGCUAAGGAGCACCAAGCAGGGAGAGACAGCCUCUCUGGUCAUCGCUCGCCAAGAAGGAAAUUUUCUGCCCCGAGAACUGAAAGGAGAACCCGACUGCUGUGCACUCUCCCUCGAGACGAGCGAGCAACUCACCUUUGAGAUCCCCCUGAAUGACUCGGGCUCUGCUGGCCUGGGGGUGAGCUUGAAAGGAAACAAAUCCAGAGAGACUGGAACCGACCUGGGGAUUUUUAUCAAAUCCAUCAUCCACGGAGGCGCUGCUUUUAAGGAUGGUCGCCUACGAAUGAAUGACCAACUGAUUGCAGUCAAUGGGGAGUCUCUUCUGGGAAAGUCCAACCAUGAAGCUAUGGAAACACUUAGACGAUCCAUGUCCAUGGAGGGAAACAUUCGAGGGAUGAUCCAGUUGGUGAUUCUUAGGAGACCAGAGAGACCAAUGGAGGAGCCUGCAGAGUGUGGGGCAUUUUCCAAGCCAUGCUUUGAGAACUGUCAAAACACUUUAAGCACCUCCAGGCGAAAUGAUAGUAUAUUGCAUCAGUUUGGCACUUACAGUCCACAAGAUAAACAGAAAGACCUAUUGCUUUCCAAUGACGGAUGGGCGGAGAGUGAAGUACCACCUUCCCCACCACCACAUUCUGGUCUGGAAUUGGGCCUUGAAGAUUACAGCCACAGCUCUGGGGUAGAUUCGACAGUAUAUUUUCCAGAUCAGCACAUCAACUUCAGAUCUGUGACACCGGCCAGGCAGCCUGAAUCAAUUAACCUGAAAGCUUCGAAGAGCAUGGACCUUGUGCCAGAUGAAAGCAAAGUUCAUUCAUUGGCUGGACACCGAUCCGAAUCUCCAAGCAAAGAUUUUGGUCCAACUCUGGGCUUAAAAAAGUCCAGUUCCUUGGAGAGCCUGCAGACAGCUGUGGCUGAAGUCAGGAAAAACGAACUCCCCUUUCACAGGCCCCGGCCACACAUGGUUCGCGGCCGUGGCUGCAACGAGAGCUUCCGAGCUGCCAUUGACAAAUCUUAUGAUGGACCCGAAGAAUUAGAAGCUGACGGUCUGUCCGAUAAGAGCUCUCACUCGGGCCAAGGAGCUCUGAAUUGUGAAUCUGCCCCUCAGGGGAACUCUGAGCUAGAGGACGUGGAAAAUAAAGCCAGGAAGGUAAAAAAAAUGAAAGAAAAGGAGAAGAAAAAGGAAAAGGGCAAAUUGAAAGUCAAGGAGAAAAAGCGCAAAGAGGAAAAUGAAGACCCAGAAAGGAAAAUAAAGAGGAAGGGAUUUGGUGCCAUGCUGAGAUUUGGAAAGAAGAAAGAAGACAAGGGCGGAAAGGCUGACCAGAAAGGCACUCUGAAGCCCGGGAACCUGAGAGAAGAAGAGCCGGAGAGAAUGAAAGAAGAGCAGCGGGAACGGAUUGGAGCAAAACAUCAGGAGCUGAGGGAAAAGCAGGCCAGAGAUCUUGUUGAUUAUGCUACUAGUGCAGCUGGGUCUGCGCACGAUAUGGAAGAUGAUGAAAUGGACCCGAAUUACGCCAGAGUGAACCACUUUCGGGAACCAUGUGCAUCGGCAAAUGUCUUCAGGUCUCCAUCUCCCCCUCGGGCUGGACCCCUAGGUUACCCUCGGGAUGGCCGACCACUGUCUCCAGAGAGAGACCACUUAGAGGGUCUCUAUGCCAAGGUCAACAAGCCAUAUCAUCCACCAGCUCCAGUUGACAGUGGCCGUCCCAUGGGUGGGAGCACUGACCGAAUCCAGAAGCUGCGGAAGGAGUAUUAUCAGGCUCGGAGGGAAGGCUUCCCACUAUAUGAAGACGAAGAAGGAAGAGCUAGGCCAUCUGAUUAUGACCUUCACUGGGUGUCUGGAAAAGGUCCAGAUGGGAAUGCACACAACCUCCGCUUUGAGGGGCUGGAGAGACAGUAUGCAUCUUUACCCAGGGGAGGUCCAGCAGACCCUGCCGAUUAUCUGACAGCAGCACCCCGAGGGCUCUACAAAGAAAGGGAGCUUCCCUACUACCCAGGGCUUCAUCCUGGGCAUCCUCCCAAAGGGAGCUACUCACGCCCCACAGAUCUGAGGGUGGCAGAUCUCCGCUACCCUCACUAUUACGCAUCCCCGCCUGCCCCUCAGCACAAAGGACCCUUCCGGCAAGAUGUUCCACCAUCCCCUCCUCAGCACCAAAGAGUGCCAGCCUACCAAGAAAUGGGCAGAGUGGGCCCGAGAGGUGGAAGCCCCGACCAGUACCCCUACCGAACCCAGGAUCCCAGGCAGAAGAACCCCAUGACGGCAGCCGUAUAG